Molecule: messenger RNA, 1521 nt
Organism: Penicillium lagena
Lineage: Eukaryota; Fungi; Ascomycota; Eurotiomycetes; Eurotiales; Aspergillaceae
Exons: 5
Coding region: 1-1521 (506 amino acids)
Biological process (GO): protein sumoylation
Molecular function (GO): zinc ion binding; SUMO ligase activity
Source: RefSeq, a predicted model, not a curated record
AUGGCCUCCUCCAGCCUGGCGCCGGAGAUCUCCAGUCUCGUUCCUCUGAUCAAGACGCUGACCAACCAGCAUCUCAGAGACUUGUGCCGGAGUGAGGGCCUAGCAGUGUCGGGGGUGAAGGCUACAUUACAGCUGCGUCUCAUUGACUUUCUCGAACGGUGCUACAAUGAAGACGGUUUCUCGGUCCGUCUCGAUGCCUUGCGAAGACGCAUUCACACUAUCGUCAGGCCCUCUGCAAGCUACUACCAGUACCACCCUCCCCCAACACCUCAACCGACGUCGGCGCAGUCCCAAAUGAGCAUUCCCAUGCAACCCCAGCCCUACAACCCGGGUCGCUUGCUCUUCAAGGAAAGCCCCUUCUACACAAUCCUAGAACCACUCACACAGGUGGUAGAAUGCAAAAUUCGCGAACAGACGCGGGACAGCGCCGAGCUCAAAGUGACCCUGUCUCAAGGCACCGCGUCCAGGCUGCAGAUGGAUCCCAAUCUUCGGGUCAUGGUGUUCUGUGCGGCGGACUCAGGCCUCAAAACGUACACCAAGUCCGAAAUUGCAUUCCCGCAUCAGGUUGAGCUCAAAGCAAACCUCGAUGAAGUCAAAGCCAACCUCCGGGGGCUGAAGAACAAGCCCGGGACCACUCAGCCAGCUGAUGUCACCAAUUACAUUCGCAAGAAGCCUGCUUACCCGAAUAACAUCGUUAUGACUUAUGCGUUGACACAAAAGAAAUUUUUCGUUCUCGCAAAUUUGGUAAAACAACAUCCCGUUGAAGACCUAGUGGCCCAAUUGAAGUCACGGAAGAUCAUCUCAAAGGAACAGGUCAUUCGUGAAAUGAAAAACCGCGCCGAGGACGCUGAUAUUGUCACAACAUCAACCGUCAUGUCCCUGAAAUGCCCACUGUCGACUCUUCGAAUUCAAGUCCCCUGCCGUUCCGUUGUUUGCACACAUAAUCAAUGCUUCGAUGCAACAUCGUUUCUGGAACUACAGAAACAGGCACCGACCUGGACCUGCCCAGUCUGUUCCAAGUCAACCAGUUUUGAGUCUUUACAGAUGGAUCAGUACGUGGAUGACAUUCUGCGAUCGACCUCGACAGAUACGGAACAAGUGGUCGUAGAGCCAGACGGCGUUUGGUCUGCUCCUGACGACACCGGCCCGAUCCAGCUAGGCGACGGAACUUUGGCAUCCGAUGACGACGACCUCAUUGAGGUCACCGAACCGGGCAUACCUGUGAAAAAGGAGCCUUCGAUGGGGCCCAACAUCUCGCUGGAGUGGACUCCCGCCCAGUCGCGCGAGGCAUCGACUCCGUCCUCCGCCGCACGCAUGUCCAUGUCGAAUAAGAAACGUCCCGCGGCGGCGGUCAUUGACCUCACGGGUAGUGACGACGAUGAUGAGUCUCCUGUACCACCACCUAAGCGAACCAUGAUGAAUGUCCCGGUUCGAGCUUUGCCCCAGCCGUCUCUGCCGCUCCCGACGAGCAGUCCGCUGAAUGGAAGGCCUUAUCCACCAACGUAUCCACCGUCGGUUUGA